CAUCUUCUAGCCCACUACUCCUUUCGAACCGUUAACUCUCCCUUACUUCUCCAUCCCCUGUUUUCGCAAAGAUGGGCUAUCUUGUGCAAGGAUCUCACCAACCGUCCUUGAGCAUUUCUGGCGACUUGUUGAUUGAACACAUCUCUAUUAGGGAUGAGUUCGGAGCCUCAAUAGUUGUUCAUAUAGGUGGCAAGAAUGUAGCCGACAUCUGGGGCGGUCAUUCCAAUGAGAGUGGGUCCCAUUGUUGGGUGAAAGAGACUUUCGUAAACGUUUUCACCAUCACCAAGACUAUUACUGGCCUUGCAGCACUCAUACUCAUUGAUAGGGGCAUUAUAAGCCCAAACGAAAAAAUUGCCACCUAUUGGCCAGAGUUUUCUGUGUAUGGGAAGCAAGACGUGAGGAUUAGGGACAUCAUCUCCCAUACGGCUGGUGUUCCAAGAUGGGAGAAGCCAGUCACGUUAGCUGAUAUUUGCGACUUUGAUCAGGCAGUUACUCUGCUAGAGGCCCAGGCGCCUUGGUGGACUUCGGGAACUGCAUCUGACUACCAUCCUUUCACCCGUGGGUUUUUGAUAGGCCAAGUCAUCCGCAAAGUCACAGGAAAGAAACUCAAAGAUUUCAUUGCAGAGGAUAUGGCUGGUCUUCUGGGUGCUGAUUUUUUAGCUCGGGAUUAGAGAUUUUGGCCUGCAAUUUGUUAAUGACCUUAUUCCGUU
Molecule: messenger RNA, 710 nt
Organism: Trichoderma asperellum CBS 433.97
Lineage: Eukaryota; Fungi; Ascomycota; Sordariomycetes; Hypocreales; Hypocreaceae
Source: RefSeq, a predicted model, not a curated record